Messenger RNA from Haemonchus placei, 555 nucleotides. The record is from the annotation of a GenBank genome assembly. Lineage: Eukaryota; Metazoa; Nematoda; Chromadorea; Rhabditida; Trichostrongylidae.
AUGAUUGGAAAGGAAAAUGAUGUCUGCAUAAAGCUCGUUGAAUAUUCGAAGAAUGGCCGUGUGUUCAGAAAAUGGUCCUAUGAACGGUUAGGUGAAAGGGUGAAGGGCACCAAAUGGCAGGAACCCACUUGCCCGUGCGAUAAGGAUGAUGGCACUACAGUGGAAAAUGAACUCAACGAGAAGGACCACGAACACGAUAGGCCCUCGUCUGGUUCUCCAUUGGCCCGAUCACUGAAGCAGCAACGAGUAGUGAGGCAAGAAAGAGACAUGGAAAAAGAAGAAGAAGCCAUAACAAACAUCCUUAAAAUGCAAGCGGAAAUGGAGAGGAAAAGGGAAAUGAACACUGAUAAACAGAAAUUUGAGCAGCGAUUUGACCAGUUUGACAAGCGAAACAAAGGGGAUGCCUACAACGAAAUUAGUUAUCAGCCAACUAGAAAGGAUAUCAAAGUACGGAGGAGCAGGACCUCUGAGACCUCCAUGGGUGGCGACCAGCCGGUGACGUGGGAAGAAUCGUGUGAUUUGAAGAUCGAGAGACACUCUGAUCAGGAGGANUAA